AUGUCUAAAGAUACAAUCUUGUUUGAACGAAACAAUGUUACUAUUAAAGAACGAUCACCACAAAGUGAAGCACGUGCGGCACCACUUGAUGAAAUAACUGGAACAAUAACAGUUGUAGAAGCUGAACGUGGAAAAUUUUUUCGUUUUGUACCAUUAGGUCUUGAAGAUGUUAUGACUGAUGAUUGGGCACUUAUUAAUGGUGGUCAUUCAAUUGUUUGUGAUAAAAAUGAUGGAGAUUCUGUAGCAGUUUCAUCUAGUCCACUAUUGAAAUUUCGUUAUCAUUUUAAUUUAAAUGAUUUACGAAGUGUUCGUCGACAUCAUAUGGUUCAUGGAACAGCUCAUAUGGUAUUUAUUCUUAAAGAUGGUACAACAUUACCAGCCUUUUAUUUUAAUCAUGGUGGAAGUAAAGAACUUUUACAAAAACUUGCUCAAUAUUUACCACUUGAGAAAUCAACACAAGAUACUCGUUUAUAUAUUGUAAAAGACGAUUUUCCACGAGAAAUCUCUUCACAAUCGAUCAGUGCUUUUGAUCAACUUAAUUUAUUUGACGAUUCAAAUGAUAUUAUGAAGCGAUAUCAAGGAAAUGACUCUCGUCGAACUGCGAUUGAGCGUUUUUCUCGUGUAACAAAUUUUCUUAAAGAUACAUUUCUUGGUCAAAAUGAAUUAAUACCAACAACCGAAGAUUCAGAUAGAAAAUCGGAACCUGAUGUAACUGCUCUUAUGGAAUCAUUUAAUGGUGAUUUUAGAGAGUCAAAUAAUGAUGGUUUUGAAGUUAUUUACAAGGUGGAUUUUAAAAAAUUGCCGGACGUUGCACGUGGUCAACCAUUAACAGUAAAAGAAUGGCAAAUGUCAUUUGAUAAAGAUGGACGUAUAAUUGAUGUUAAAAAACUAAAAGAACGAAUAUUUCGAGGUGGAUUAGAAUCAAAUAUAUUAAGGCGUGAAGUAUGGAAGUUUUUGUUAAACUAUUAUCCAUGGUCAUCAACACGUGAUGAACGUAUAGAAUUAGCUAAACAACGAAAAUCAGAAUAUCAUUCAAUGAAAGUACAAUGGAAGUCAAUAAAUGAACAACAAAAACAAAGAAAUGCUUUAUUUCGUGAUCGAGGAUCAUUAAUUGGUACAUAA
Molecule: messenger RNA, 1122 nt
Organism: Rotaria sp. Silwood2
Lineage: Eukaryota; Metazoa; Rotifera; Eurotatoria; Philodinida; Philodinidae
Source: the annotation of a GenBank genome assembly